Molecule: messenger RNA, 732 nt
Organism: Zasmidium cellare ATCC 36951
Lineage: Eukaryota; Fungi; Ascomycota; Dothideomycetes; Mycosphaerellales; Mycosphaerellaceae
Exons: 4
Coding region: 1-732 (243 amino acids)
Biological process (GO): mycotoxin biosynthetic process
Source: RefSeq, a predicted model, not a curated record
AUGGACUUUAUCACCUCCAGACCAGCUUAUUCUCAAGCCCCACAAGAGGAUCACGACAGCGAACAAGACUUCGAGAAGGGAGUUUCUGGCCCUCCACGACGUUGGUGGCAAGGCGAUAGAGUGCUCUACUAUGCUGUGACCCUUCUCGUCGUAUCAAAUGUUAUGUUGAUACUCACGGACGCUUUCCUGCCUGACAAAGAGACCAUCGGGCAAAGAUCGGAUUACUAUGGAAAGCCAGAGUUCGAGCUCAUUGCCUUCAACCACGACUGGACGGGUCUACUUGACAUUGAGGCUGCCGGAGGCAAGGGUUACCGAUACCGAGAUGAAGUUUGGGAUCGAGCAAUGUUCCCUGACCAUGGGGGCGUCGUUGCGCUUUCUAAGGAAAUUGUAAACGAAUACUCGCUGGAUCCAGAGGCCACGACUGCUUUCGACGAUCCCGACAAGAGGAUGUAUUACAUUGAAGGAUACCAUCAGCUACACUGCGCGGCAAGUAAUCCUGCCACCGAUGAGGAUGUCAAAGCUAACUCCGAGGCCGGUUUUCUCUGGGACCACACACUUCACUGCAUUGAAGCCGUUCGUCAGGGACUGCAGUGCAACUUGGACCCAACUCUUAUCUCCCUCAACAAUAAGUGGCCUGGCAUUCCGGACGGCCAGAAACAUGUAUGCCGUAGAAGAGACGACCUGUACGCCUGGGCUAGUGCUCAUGGGCACUCACUCCCAUUCAACGUCUAA